This is a messenger RNA of Stegodyphus dumicola, 1840 nucleotides long. RefSeq names its product karyopherin subunit alpha (gene Pen). Gene Ontology annotation, molecular function: protein binding; nuclear import signal receptor activity. Lineage: Eukaryota; Metazoa; Arthropoda; Arachnida; Araneae; Eresidae. Gene Ontology annotation, cellular component: cytoplasm. The record is from RefSeq and is a predicted model, not a curated record. Gene Ontology annotation, biological process: protein import into nucleus.
GUUAACCAAUCGCGUCGUCUCUUUUCUUCCGUAUCCUCCAUUUGAUUUCGUGUUCAGCGAGUUCUGUUGGUCUAGUGUUAAGGCUUGUGUAUUGUGCUUUUUAAUAAGCAUUUUGGUUUUUUCUUAUUUAUUUUUCAGACUAGAAAAUGUAUUCGCAAGCCCGAAUAAAAUGCUUCAAGAAUAAAGGAAGAGACCAAGAGGCAAUGCGCCGUCGAAGAACUGAAGUAAAUGUGGAAUUGCGUAAACAGAAGAAAGAUGAAGGACUUUCAAAGCGUCGUAAUGUUGAUGUGAAUGAUGAUCCUCUCAGUCCUGAGCGUGAUGAUGAAAAGAUUAUAAUAACAGUUGAAGAAAUUAUGCGAGAUAUUAAAAGUAAUGAUCCUCAACUGCAAUUUGCUGGUGCUCAAAAUGCUAGGAAAUAUUUAUCUAAAGAAAAGAGUCCUCCCAUUGAUAAUUUGAUUGCUUCUGGAGCUGUUCCAAUUUUGGUAUCCUUCUUGACUUCUAAUAAUGUACCUCUCCAAUUUGAAGCUUGCUGGGCUUUGACAAAUAUAGCUUCUGGCAAUUCAAACCAGACUAGAGCUGUAGUAAAUGCUGGUGCGAUACCAAUAUUCAUUUCUUUGCUGUUCUCUCCUCAUAGUAACGUAGCAGAGCAAGCUGUAUGGGCUUUAGGAAACAUUGCUGGCGAUGGCGCAGACCUUAGAGAUGAAGUUAUAAGAAAUGGAGUUAUUAAACCCUUAAUUAAUUUGCUUAAACCCAAUAUUCCAACUGGGUUUCGCCGUAACAUUACAUGGACUCUAUCCAAUAUAUGUCGAAACAAGAAUCCUUCGCCACCUUUUGAAGCAAUUAAGGAAUGCUUACCUGCAUUUGCCUGUCUUAUCAAUGACCCAGAUCUUGAAGUUGUCACUGAUGCUUGUUGGGCUCUUUCAUAUUUAACUGAUGGAAGCAAUGACAAAAUCGGAGAAGUCAUUAAUAGUGGUGUGGUACCACGCUUAGUCAGUUUACUGGAAGUGAAAGAUGUUGCUGUAGUAACUCCUGCUUUACGAGCUGUUGGAAAUAUUGUUACAGGUGAUGAUGUCCAAACUCAAGCAGUGAUUGAUGCUGGUGCUUUAGAACCACUUAGGUUACUAAUGAGACAUACUAAAACAAAUAUUGUGAAAGAAACUUGUUGGGCAAUAUCUAAUAUUACAGCUGGAAAUUCGAGACAAAUACAGGCAGUAAUUGAUGCAGGACUUAUGUCACAAAUUAUUGAUGUAUUGAUUGAGGGAGAUUAUAAGUGUCAAAAAGAAGCUAUUUGGGCUGUGAAUAAUUUUACAUCUGGAGGAAGCUUUGACCAGAUUGUAUUUUUGCUUCGCCUUGGCAUACUUGAUCCUCUUUGUUCCUUGCUGUUAUUAAGAGAUCCUAAAAUUCUAACUGUAGUUUUGGAUGCCCUUUCAAAUAUCCUCCACGCUUCUGCCAAAAUGAAUGCUGUUGAAGCUGUUUGUAGUUACAUUGAAGAAUGUGGUGGUCUUGACAAAAUAGAGAACCUUCAACAUCAUGAAAAUAGUGAAGUGUAUAGAUGUGCUUUUGGUAUUAUUGAUGCCUAUUUCUCAAAUGAUGAAGAAGAACUUCAAGACCUUGCUCCUCAAGUUGCAGAUUCUGGUUCCUAUGAUUUUAAUGCAGUCAAUCCAGCUCCUAAUGGAGGGUUUUCCUUUUAAUGUUAACCUUUUUACUGAGGGUUUUAAAUACAUUGGCUUCACUAUGAAAAAUUUCAGCAUUGUUUUCUUCUUUUGUACAGGUUUUAAUCAUUCCUUUGGGAAAUUUGUAAAAUAUUUCUUGUAUUGUGAUUAAAAGCAAAUUUCUGUAA